Rhopalosiphum maidis (corn leaf aphid) is the source of this 932-nucleotide messenger RNA. Its product is annotated as phosducin-like protein. Bases 130 to 891 code for a protein of 253 amino acids. The record is from RefSeq and is a predicted model, not a curated record. The transcript has a single exon. Gene Ontology annotation, biological process: regulation of G protein-coupled receptor signaling pathway. NCBI's taxonomy places the organism in Eukaryota, Metazoa, Arthropoda, Insecta, Hemiptera, Aphididae.
UACUGUUAUUUUAUUUGAGACUAACACAAUUGAACUUAAAUUUUAGGAAUUUAAGCAAUAAAAAUAUACCUAAUAUAAAAUAGUAUUACACAGUGUUUUUCUAUUACUUUAUUAAUUUAUAUAUUCACCAUGACAGAUUUAGAAAGUAAAUUGCUUGGUGAAAAACUUCAUUAUUACUGCAGUAGCAGUGAUGAAGAUGAGCCAAUGCUCGACAGGGAUCCUCCCAAACAAUCAAAGUCAGAUUGGGAUGGGAUGUCGUCAAACACUGGACCAAAAGGAGUACUCAAUGAUUGGGAACAAUACAAACGACAACAAUCUGCUCAGAGAGUACAGCGAGAAAAAGAUGUAUUAAAGCAGAUAAAUGAUAUGGCUCUAACAUGCAAGUCAGAAAUUGAAGAAUUGGAUGAUCAAUUUCUAGCUGAAUACCGUAAAAAACGCAUGAAGGAAAUGAUGGCCAAGACUCAAGAAGCACCAGAAUUUGGUAAAGUCUUUGAUUUAUUAACAGGGGAUGACUUUUUAGUUGCUGUUGAGAAUGAAAAUCCCAAUGUAACUGUGAUUGUGCAUGUUUAUGAACACAAUGUGCCAACAUGUUCAAUAAUGAACUCAUGUUUGAAAGUUCUUUGUCAUGAAUUUCAAAAAACAAAAUUUUGUAAACUAAUUGGUUCAAGUGCUGGUAUGAGUUUAAACUUCAAAAUGUGUGGUGUUCCAGCUUUACUUGCAUAUAGAGCAGGACAACUUGUUGGAAACUUUGUGCGUAUUACAGAUGAACUUGGUGAUGACUUUUAUGCUGGUGACGUAGAGAACUUCUUGAUCGAACAUGGUGUUCUUUCCGAUAAAUCGUGUAUACCUUCUAUAAUAACUAAUGAUAUUGACAAUGACGAUGAUAUUUAAAUUAAUUUUAAUGUGUACAAAAAUAUAAUAUACAACUUUAA